AUGUUGCAUUCCGCUCAUCCAUUCCGAGCCACAACCUCGUGGAAGCAUUCGCGAGGUUCUGAUGGGGCUCGCUUCAUCACGAGUUCAUGCCACUCUGGCGGCCUCUGGGGAAGACCUGCAGCCGUACCUCUGUAUGGAGGUUUGGCACUGGCAUUACUACACGCCAGCCAGGCUGCGAGAGUGCACCGUGGGUCUCACCAUACCAGACGGGAGAGAGGUACGUCAAGCCGAAGACUUGCCGCCAAGUCCGGUGACGAGGACAAGUUUCUGCGAGGCAAAGCUGUCUUCGAGGAGCUGCGCAAAAAGGCCAUGCAGGACAUGGCGAGACGCACGGAGCUCGUUAGCAUCUGUGGCGCACGUAUUUAA
Molecule: messenger RNA, 366 nt
Organism: Symbiodinium pilosum
Lineage: Eukaryota; Dinophyceae; Suessiales; Symbiodiniaceae
Source: the annotation of a GenBank genome assembly